ACCAGAGCUUGAUUCUGCAGAAGAAGACGCGUCAACAUGGCAUCCAAAAACUCCUUACCCAUCAGGGGUACCUUGACUGUCAUGGUCAUCGUGGUCGUCCUUGCUCCAUCAGCACUGCUGGAUCAGACAGCCGAGUUCGAGGCCGCAUUCUUGAAGAAGUGUGUUGAUUAUACAAGGGACAAAAACAGGUAAGUCUCUUGACACUUUCUACUAAAGGAGGCCUCAUUGGGAAUAAGUCUACAGAUUAUUUUUGCAUUAUCAACUAAAAGUAAUCUAACAUUUAUUCAUCAUGGAUUUAAUAAAGUCUGAUGUAUUUGCGUGUAACAUUUGUCUUUCAGCUGUAAGGCGACACUGGCGAUCUUUGAACGUGCCUAUGUGGGGAAGAAAGAUUCAGCUGUCACUAAGGAUAGCUACAACGAACUCUUUGAUAAGACGCCCUUCACACAUCCAUGUGGCAAAGUAAGCUGACUUCGUCAAACAGCUCUUUAAUGUGGAUUUUAGUUUGUAUAUCUAACAAUGUCAUGUUAACUCUUGUGGGGUUAGAGCUUGUUUUGGAGUGGGACAUAUCAGCUGGCCAGCCGGUUCACGCAGAAGAGAGACAAUUUUAUCGCCGUUGGGGACACUUUGUUGGGUUAUGUGCUGACCAGGAUGACAUGGUGUUCAAAGGAAGGCAGCAAGGGUGAGAUUCAUCAUUUACAGUCAGUCCAGAGUCUGAAAAAUACUGUUUUGCCUAACUUGAAAGUACAAUGUUAAUUUUUUUUUUUUACAGCUAAUUAUCUAAAAACAAUCAAAUCGUCUUUGUUUUCUUUUACAACCUGAAAAACAGGAGCAUUUUGUGAUAUCCGUCAGUCGGCUGUAUAGCUUCUGUACAAGUUCCUCGACCUUUAAUCUGUCACACAGAGACAGUUAACAUUUCUGCCUGUGUUUUUCUAGAGACCUUUACCACAGAUUGCGGUGACCCCUGGACAGUCGCUGUUGGUUCAUUCUGGCUAAAGAUUUCUAUUAAGGUAAGAACCCAUGGGGAGAAAUCACUAAUUCAGUAAGUACGAUAUGCAAUGGUCCUUAAACUUACAAGAAGACAAAAUCAUCAGGCCUGGUUCUCCUAAAAAGUCCUUGUUGGUCCCCUGGGGAGCAAAAUUGUACAUUUCAUUUUAACUGAGACACGGGCUGACAUGAGGGAGGUGUGACCACAUGUGCUGUGAUAACUUAGCUCAGACUGGUAUAAAUAAUAAAACUAAAACUAAACUAUUUAGUCCAACACUUUACUGUCAUGCUUUAUGUUUGCAGUUUGCCCAGUAUGCCUGUGAUGAUCUCCAUGUGAUGCUGGAUGGUGAAACACCGCAACCAUUCUUCCCGGACACGUAAGCAGCUCUACAUUUGCUCUGAUGACAGUUUUAUAAAUGAUACCAGUGAAGAGAAAAUCCCUCUACCUGUGCUGUUUCAAAUGUUCAAAUAUGUAUAAAACUGUUCUUCAUGGACAGUAAAAGCUCCUUUGAAGAUUGAUGUUUUUGUGUAAUCCUUAAAGUUUGCUCCUCUGUCUUUUUGCUCAAAGCGCCUUUGCUGAAGAAGAGGUCCCAUAUUUUCAAUCUCCCAGAGUGAAGAGCCUCACUGUUAUUCUGGUUGUUAAUCAGAAGACCGGGUAUGAUUUCACUAACUGAUUCAGUAAAUACAUUGAUAAAUUUGGCUUAUAAAUACAUGAGUACAUAUUAUGAAGUAUUUUUUUUAAGGCGUUUUGUGCCUCUAAUGGGAGAUAGAGAGAGGGAAUAACAUACAGCAAAAAGUCAGGGCCAGAAUUCAGGCCCUCGGCUGCUGCAGGGACUUUGGUCCCCAUACGAGGGAUGCACCAACCUGCUAUGCUAUCUAUUCACACUGCAGUUACUGCUUUUUUAAUAUAUUGUGUCAUCUCUUCAUGUCUCUGUUUUAGCACUAAGUGCAACAAUGAGUCCCUCAAAAACUUGAGCAACAUCAUGAAAGGAAAAAAUAUCCGCUAUGCUUGCGAGGAAGUGACUAAGUAAGUAAAGUGCCAACCAUAUUUGACUCUGUGCUCUUUUAUGAUUUUUAUGCCGUUUCAUCCUGAUUGUUUGUUUCCCACAGGGCUCACAUUGAGAACUGCAUAAAAAGAGGCACAAAAGACUGCUUUUGAAAGCUGCUGCGCUGAAUUUCACACCACACUGUUGGAGAAGAAAUCCCUCAAUGCAGAAAGAUAAAUCAAGUAUCUUAAACUUGUUUGAGCUUCUUCAGUAAAUGUUGAAUUUUUAAAGAUUUGUGAUUAAAUUUUAGACGGCCAAAGAUAUAGACUGAGUAUAAUGGUGGAAUAAAUACAAUCAGAGCAAAAUUUUUGUGGGCUUUGUCUGAUUUGGUUGUCUUUGGUUUUUGUCUUUCUGUAAAUUGACAAACUAUCCUCUAAAAAACAAACAAGUCAUCUUUCUUUUCAAACAUUAUGUGGAAUUACUUUUUAAAGUUUAAAUGGAGUCUCCAGGUGAAAGUAUGCAAAGCCGGUAGAUGUUUAAAAACUCCAAUUGUUGCUCUUUUUUAUUGUCGUCGAGUCCCACAGGGGUCUGUCCUUGGCCCGCUGUUGUUUCCAUUGUACCCGUCACCAUUGAGUCGGAUGUUGCGUUAUUUUGAUGAUUUGCAGUUAUUUUUGCAGAAAUUAGUUAGACCACAUCUCAAAUCUUUUCUGAUGCUUUUAGAUAACAGUUGUGUCCAAACAUCCUGUUUCUCAACUCAGCCAAGAUGGAAAUGAUAGUUGAUAAACCUGCAAAGAUAGGUCACUUGAAUAAUAAUUCUGCUCAGUCACUGGAUGAUUGCAAGUGGCAGGAUUAAGAAAUCAGGGUGGAUAUCAUUUAGAAUUUUGCAUUUGGCCUGCAUAUUAAACAGGUGACCAAUAGAUCUCUAAGAUCAGAUCCAUCUUAUCAUUUAAUGGUGCUGAGGUUCUCAUUCAUGCCGUUGUUUCAUUGAGAUGAGAUUAUUGUAAGAGGAGUCGGCAUGGUCUGCAGAAGGUUCAGGAAGAGGGACUCACAGUCUGAUUAGAUCACAUAUGAGACUAUAACUUCAGUGUUGGCCUCUCUACAUUGGUUAUCUGUGUAAGCCAGAGUAGUGGUCAGCGAUCCAGCCUCAAAAUUGUAUCACAAUAUUUUGUGACACUAUAUA
Messenger RNA from Xyrichtys novacula (pearly razorfish), 3150 nucleotides. The record is from the annotation of a GenBank genome assembly. Lineage: Eukaryota; Metazoa; Chordata; Actinopteri; Labriformes; Labridae.